GGCUUCCAUAAGGCACGAGAAAGCGGCGGCCGAAACUAGCGCUAGUCUGUAAACAGAAGGCGGUCUGCGGGCUGGUCAGUUAACCGUGUCCUUUCGAUCAAAUAGGAAGGAGCGCCACACCAUUGGUAUACCGCGACAAAUAAUCCUCAACGACGCCUCUAUUCCUGCACUCUCCACGCCUUCGCCCGACACAGUCGUCGUCUGAUUAGGGAUGCAUAGUCGCCCUGAGUGCUACUUUCCGUUCUAUCUAUAAAAUUCACUCCUUCCUGGCGCUGCGCUGAUAGCAGCAGCCAUUCCGCAAGAUGUCUUCCACGGAUUACAACUACGAUGAACAGGGUCAAUUCUUUCCUUACUUUAUCCUGACUUUGACCGGCCUGGUUACUCUCCCUCUAACAUACAGUCUCCUCAAACCGCCAAAGAAUCUCGAGAAUACUGCUCCCAGAAUAAAAUCGGACUUCAAACCACAACAUGAAGACCUCAUUCAAGGCCAGAAGCGGAAACGGUUACGCAAAGAACGACGGGUCAAGCGCGCUAUCGCCGUGGUUGUCGGCUGGGCAAUCAUGGCGUGGAUGGUCUACCUGAUGAUCGUCACUGCCAAAACGGUACCCAAAAUUUACGACCCAUACGACAUUCUUGGAGUAUCACGAAGUGCCGAUGAAAAAGCUAUUUCACGCCACUACAAGCGCCUGUCACUCAUAUACCACCCUGACAAGAUCAAGCCCGACCCUGCCAAAAACGAGACAAUUGAAGACCUCAAUGAACGCUUUGUCGAGCUCACCAAGGCGUACAAAGCUCUCACUGAUGAGGAAAUCCGCAAUAACUACUUACAAUACGGACACCCGGAUGGCAAACAGAGCUAUAGCAUUGGUAUCGCGCUACCGAAGUUGAUUAUUAUGGAGGGAAGUGGGAAAUACGUCCUCUUGGUUUACGGAGCGUUGCUUGGUAUUCUUCUGCCCUACAUUGUCGGAAAAUGGUGGUAUGGCUCUCAACGCUUCACCCGCGAGAAGGUCCUUAUUGCUAGCGCUGGCAACAUUUUCAGAGAGUAUAAAGAAGAUAUGAUUGGUGGUCGUGUUGUCAGCGCCCUUUCCACUGGUGAGGAGUAUAAAGACCUGUUGAAAGGCCCCAGAACAGAAGCCGGGCUUGCAACGAUCGAGAAGAAAGUGUUGGCCAUUGACGAAAGGGUUCUGACGUCUGGUGACCGGAAAACUCUCCAAAAACUGGACGAUUCCACGAGGAGAAAGACAUUGGCUUUGCUCUGGGCAUAUCUUAACCGCAUCGAUCUGGAGGACACUGUUCUAAACGAAGAAAAAUUCGAAGCAGGAUCUGUUGCCCUCUCGUUGAACGAGUCUUUCACAGCUAUUACGCUUGCUUUUGGCAAUCUCUUGCCUGUCAUCGGCGCAUAUCGCAUGUCCCAGAACCUUAUCCAAGCUGUUUCACCUGGUUCUUCACCGCUUCUUCAAUUACCGCAUUUUACUGCAGAGAUCGCCAAAUCCGUGGAGGGCAGUGAUGCGAAGACGCAUUUGAGUGUUCAAAAAUACAUGAGUUUGCCGGAGGAAAAGAGGCGUAGCCUGACAGUCGGUCCUGGUUUGUUGACAGAGAAAGAAUACAAAGCUGCAACUGCGGUUGCUAAUCAAUUACCACAUCUCGAGAUUGCGAAAGCAUUCUUCAAGGUUAUCGGAGAACGUGUCAUUACGCCAAGCAGUCUGGUUCAGCUUGUGGUCAAAGGACGCAUCAUUCCACCUGGAUCAGUGAAUGUUCCUGAUGUGAAUGAGGUCGAGCUGGAAGAUAUCGAUCCCGAUGAGGGUGACCUCGACGCUCUCCUGAACCGGAAGGCAGGCAAGGUUAGAAGGGUUAAACAAGCAGAUGGUUCGAUUGUCGAAGAGAAACUUGAGACUGUUCAGCCUCCUCUUGCUUAUGCCCCAUAUCUGGCACGCGAUCAUUCUCCAAGAUGGCAUGUCUUCCUUGCCGAUCCAAAACAAGGAAAGAUAGCUGUUCCCCCCUUCACUUUCACAACAUUUGACAAGCCCAUCUAUGACGAAAACGGCAAGCCCACAUUUAACAUACAAACUUUGAAGAUGCAGUUCCAAGCGCCGCCUCAGGCGGGCGAUUUCUCAUUCGUACUCCACCUUAUUUCUGACAGCUACAUGGGCUUUGACACGAAGCAAGAAAUCACAUUGCAUAUUGAUGAUCCGGCCAAGGCGGCUGCCCUCGAGGAGGAAGAUGACAUUAGCGAACCGGAUGAAGAUUCCAUUGCCGGUCAGAUGCAGGCUCUGAAAACUGGAGUUCCACCACCCAAGCGAAAGACGAAAUCCGCAGACGACGAUUCCGAUGAGGAAAGUGAUACAGAUGGUGAUGCGGAUGAUACAAGCGAGACAGACACAGAGACUGAUACUGACGGGGAAUAGAAAGACCAGUAUCAUUCAUCGUUUGCAUUGCAUUUCUUUUGAUCUCUUUUUUUCAUUUUUCAAUCGGGGGUUCAUGAAGGGAUAGCGAGUUUCCGAGGAAAAUUAAAUUCAUUGAUCGUCAUCUUAUCUUAACAUGUAUUAUUUCAACCUUGUAUGAAUUGCACAAUGAAUAAAUAGCGUUCGUUAUUUCCUUGUCGAACUAGACGCCAUUGCUGGCUGGUUAGGAAAUGUAUAAUUCGACC
Talaromyces proteolyticus is the source of this 2647-nucleotide messenger RNA. Its product is annotated as Sec63 Brl domain-containing protein. The transcript is spliced from 6 exons. Bases 303 to 2405 code for a protein of 700 amino acids. Gene Ontology annotation, biological process: SRP-dependent cotranslational protein targeting to membrane; post-translational protein targeting to endoplasmic reticulum membrane. Gene Ontology annotation, molecular function: transmembrane protein transporter activity; RNA binding. Gene Ontology annotation, cellular component: Sec62/Sec63 complex. The record is from RefSeq and is a predicted model, not a curated record. Lineage: Eukaryota; Fungi; Ascomycota; Eurotiomycetes; Eurotiales; Trichocomaceae.